AUGCGAGACUCAACAGAGCCUAGCCACCUGGCGGCACAGUUGAAGCUGCCCCAUAGCCAAGUGAAUAGUCCGUCCAUGUGUGCGCCUUUGGAAAUUGUUUCCCCCGCAUCUGCAGCCAACCCCCUCCAAAACUCUGAAGAUCACACUGAACCUUCGCGCUGUUCAACACCGCUUCAGCUGCUGCCCUUUGACAGCUGUAACGACACUACAGGCAUUGCGACCCCUGCGACACCGCAACAGGAUCAUCGCUUAGGCCAUGGCCUUUCUCUUCAUGUGCCUCAGAAGCUAUUACACCCACAGCCUACCUCCUUAAGUCGUCAGCCCUCCUCUCCAAAACUAGACUCUACCCAGAUUUAUACUUCACCCUCCUCCGUUUUACCUCGACGAUCGCGUGGAUUGGACUUCUCAAGAGCUUCUACAAAUCUUCACCACUCAACGCUAGCCGAAGCUUCGCCUGACUCUUCACCAGUUGUGGGUGGGCGGGGGGUGACAAUUCCACAGCGUCGUGCUGGGAACGGCUUUGGUUUCGUUUCUCCAAACAAUUCUCUUGGUCACAUCUGGGCCGCUCCGAGUCAUGCAGACAGAAAUGUCGUAUCAGGUUCGGUGAGCAGUAUUAAUAUGCUGGACUCGGAUUCUUCGACCUGUAGCGAGGAUGACGAUGAUGCGUCUCCCCUUGCUGGGGAACGGUGCGAAUCUAUUUUAACAACGCCCCAGGCCAAUAAAACGAUACAUAAUCUGCUAAACACCAUGUCCCCAAACUCGGGAUCGAGCUCUACUGGCAUUACAAAGCCAAGUCUCAUGAGUUUUCAGAGGGCGCGGUACCGCAGUCGGACAAGGUAUAGCUCGACGAGCACAAGUGGUCACAGUUCGAGACCAAGCCCUGGGCCGAAAUCUCCCCCUGUGGUGAAAAAUCUGGAAACUUUCCCUUCUGGGUAUUUUUCCAAGGAAGCCAUUAUUGCUGAUGUAAAGUCGCGCCGGGAAAGCUUGAGCCUUGGAACCAGUGAUCUACAUUUAUCUGAUUUAAGCGAUGAUAGCGAUACCAGACGAGCAUCAAGCAGCUCAGUCGUUGCGGUAGUCGGCGGAAACUCGAGCCCCGACAUUAGCCGAAGGGGUGUUAUACGUCGAGCCGUUACGCGACGUGGAAACCUAUUGCCCAAAACGAAAAACUUUGCAAGAAUCAAAGCUACGCUCAUGGAAGAAGGCGCCCCUAUUGAGAGUGAAGCGAAGAAGGAGGCUGAAGUGAUUCGACAAGUACGGGAAAGUGAUGAUACUGCGGCUUCGCCCUUGUCUUCGCGGUUACUUGCCUCCCCAUUGCCCCUUGCCUCUGAUACGGAGGAUAGGCCAGCAGGUGGUGAUGUAGGUAACGGUAUCGUGUCCGCUAAUUUCAGCCAGCAGGCUUCGGAAAAUUCCGGCGGUGCACAAUUUUGGGACUCCUUUGAUCGUCGCUACCAGACUCCCCCUCCUUCGACCUACAACCCACGCUUGGCUUCUAGUGAGACAUCAAUAAUCAAAAAUCCACCGGGGAUCGAGACAUCACGUUCUUCUGAAGCGGAUCCCAUACUAAUACAACGACGGUCGCUUACACCUCGAACCGUGUUGUCACAAGCUGCAAGUGAACUGUCUCAGCGGCUCAAUAAGCGACGUCGAGUGGAUGAUCUUGACCUUGACCUCGCGUCUUUCAAGCGCCGUGCUGUAUCUCCCGGAACCAGCACUCAAAGUAGCCCGAGCCAAACCCUGGCAUUCUCAUUUCCUGAUCACAAUCAGACCGGUGGCCAGUUACCGAAAGCAAAAUUUUGCGCCACUUCAGCCCAAAAUACGACGAGUGCGCAACCUAUGAAAAGAGUUGGCUUGCAGGGUAUGACGGAAACCAAUGAGGGAUUUAUGAACAUGAGCAUUGAUUAG
Molecule: messenger RNA, 1902 nt
Organism: Ophidiomyces ophidiicola
Lineage: Eukaryota; Fungi; Ascomycota; Eurotiomycetes; Onygenales; Onygenaceae
Exons: 2
Coding region: 1-1902 (633 amino acids)
Cellular component (GO): site of double-strand break
Source: RefSeq, a predicted model, not a curated record